AUGCCCGCCGCCCACUCUUCGAAGAACGAAGGUGUGGAGCUAGCUUCAAGACACGGCAAUGAGCAAGCUGCACAGAUGCUGGUCCAGGCCCAAAGUGGCGAGGCGUUUGUGCCGGACUCAAGGAGAAGAUGCACUCUGGCAGACCUGAGGAAGGAUUUGGAGGCUCUGCAACAGCAGCCCAGAUGGCGUUGGCGAGCGAAAGUCGUGCUGGCCUUGUACACUUUGGCACGCAUCGCGGGCAGCCUUCCAUUCACGCACAGUAUAUGUUUAAACGGCUGUACGAGUUCUUGCUGCCCUUGCUACGAGGCAGCUGUUGAUGUGAGCAAGGUCUGCGAUGCUUUUCUUCGGCCCCUCGUAACCGGCUUUGGGCUCUACGUGUUUAUUCACAAGAUGGACAGGUUCUCCGUCAACAACCACCUGCACAAGUGGAGCUUGAUCACGCUGUGUUGUCUCGCGCUGCCCCUGUGCGAUGGAAGCAUGGAGCACGUGCUAAUACUGACUAGCAAAAGUUACAAUGUGCCCGCCAUUGUCAUGCUUCUCUGGGAAGUCCUAUGCAAUGUGCUGCAGGUGUACAUGACCAUCCUCAAGCUCCGAGCUCUCGGCUGGCAUCGGACAGAAUUUCAUCUCCCGCGGACGGUAGUGACUGUUGACGUGUCUUUCCAAGUCUUCAACGUGAUCGUUCUCAGUGGCAUGGUUGGCAGCACACCAAUGAAUCUGGAGACUUUGCAGAAGCUCGCAGAACUGUCAGGGUUUGGCUUGGCUUCCACACGAGUUGCCUUCCCAGGACACAUCAGCCGUGGUGCAGCUGACUGCAUUGUAUCGUUUCCGGGCAAGUACAGUGACCUCUGGGACAAAGCAGUUUCAAGCGCUGCUCACAAGGAUGCAUUUUCACUAGCCUGUGUAUUCUUGACAGACGCUGCGUCUGGUUUGGGUCGGCAUGCGAACAACCCAGAGACCCCUGGCAAGUGCUGGUGCCAAACAAUUUAUGGCCGGGUACCAGCCUCUACGUACCUGAGCGUGGCGGACAUCAGUACCGACGAGUCACGAAACCAUGACCAGACACUUGCCUUCAAACGAGCAGAUGCCGAAGCGAUGGGCCAGCGAUUGCUGGUGAAGCAACAUCAAGGAGACAUUGAGUGGGAGCAAGAGCUUGCAGAGGCUUUGCAAGAUGCCGAA
Symbiodinium necroappetens is the source of this 1176-nucleotide messenger RNA. Lineage: Eukaryota; Dinophyceae; Suessiales; Symbiodiniaceae. The record is from the annotation of a GenBank genome assembly.